This is a messenger RNA of Trichobilharzia regenti, 1378 nucleotides long. NCBI's taxonomy places the organism in Eukaryota, Metazoa, Platyhelminthes, Trematoda, Strigeidida, Schistosomatidae. The record is from the annotation of a GenBank genome assembly.
UUUCCAAAGAGGAGAAACAUCUGGCUCACAACCAGCAAGCACAAAGAAAUCAAAUUUACCUAUAUCAGCUCGUGAAAAGAUGAUAUUGGAUAUUGAAAAUCAUGUUCGUUUAAAUUAACUAUGGAUUUAAGCUCGCUUGUUAAGCUGUGUUAUUUGUAACUGAGAUUAGAAUUAUAGGGCUUUGACAAGAACAAAAUGGAUGUUCAAAAUUUUCAGACAAAUGCGAACACCUUUUUUGGACGUGUUAUACAGAUGGCGGAAGAGGCAUUUAGUACUGCUGAACGAACACCGUUUGAUGCAGCACUAGACGAACUGAUUAAGGAAGGCGAAAAGCGAAGAAAAUGGGCGGAAAGUCUGGUAGCUCAGACUGAAAACAUGAUUCAGCCAAAUCCAGCUUUACGCGUUGAAGAUCUUAUACUUAAAAAUAUGGACAGAAAGAAAAUACGAAUAAGUGCGGGUGAACAGCUGGGAGAUAGUAUGAAUAACAUCGGAGACCUUCUUGGAGCAAGAACUCCUGGGGGUUCCGCACUUAAGACUUGUGCAGCGAGUCAAAUAAAAAUUGGGCAAGCUGAACAAAAAUUACAAGAGACAGUUACUAAAGAUUAUAUUGAAUGGUUACGUGCGUAUAUAUCAAAUGAAGCCAAAAUUGCCAAACAAGAACGAGAAAACUUGGAAACUGCUAGGCUGGAUUUGGACCGUUUGAAGACAUUGCAUAAACGCACCAAAGAUGAUAAACAAAAAGAUUUAGCACGGCAGCUAGAUGAAUCUCAGUUGAAGUUCGAUCGACAGUGUGCUGCUACAAAAAGGGUUUUAGAAGAAAGUGUUGCUAAAUUUGACUCACAAAAGAAUCAGUUGGAGAAACUUUUACAGGCUCAGUCGGACUAUUUUCGAACUUGUAUGGAUGCAGUGAAUUCGGCAUUACGUGAUUUAUGAAGGAGAAAUGAAAAGGAUAAAGGCGUUUGGAAUCAACGACGUACACAAUGAAAUUCGGUGGGAUUUUCGCUAAUUUUUUAAACAUUUAUUGUGCCUUACAUUUUUCUCUUCAAAAUCAUCCUGUUCCCUUUUUUAAAAUAAAAUUAUUCGCUCAAUUGUUGCCUACGAUGCCUUCGUAAAUGUUUCUCUUUUUCUAAUAAUAUUAACAGCUUAAAAAAUAGAAUUUCUCUUCCCCGUUGAUGAUUUCUAAAAAUAUGUUAAGUUAACCACACUGAAUUUUACCUGUUUUUUCCUAUUAUUAUUGCCUACUGUGAUACUGUUUUCCUAAAAAUAGUUUAUGUUUUUGUUGAACAAUUUAACCAAGAAUUUCUUUUCUAUUGUCUCAUGAAACCCUUUUUUAAAAGAAAUAAAUUAUAUAAUUGUUAUACAAAUACAUUUAUAAGUU